UAGUGACCACAGUAAGCUACAUUUUCUCGUGUGGCUGGUUUUUGUUAGCGCAGACUUUGUUUCGUUUAACGCGAAAUUAACCGGUUUUGGCGAGUCUUUACGGAAAAGCACCGUAGCAUUUCAGCUAGCUAUUUAGUCUUUAAGUUACCAAUAGCUAAGGCACACGAAACAGUGACUUUAACGGACAACGGUGAAUCAGCGUGCUAGCUAGAGAGAAAAAUCUUGAAAGCCUCAACAUUCACAACGCAACAUUCAUUGAUGUUAACGUCCAUAAUUGUGUACAUAUCGUUUUCGGAGCUCGCCGGUGUUAUAUUUAUUGCUGGUUUUCCGUCUACCAAGAUGUAUGGGAUGUCGGGAUGACAGGAAGAUGGCAAACGGGGUUGGAAAACACAAGCUGCUUGUCAUUGGACCAACAGAGCCAUGGUCAGUGAGGGAGAAGCUGUGUUUGGCCACAUCUGUCAUGAAGAGUGGAGACCAGAACUGGGUAUCUGUCAGUCGAGCCAUCAAACCUUUUGCAGAACCUGGGCGACCACCUGACUGGUUCUCUCAAAAGCACUGUGCCUCCAAGUACUCUGAGCUCCUGGAAACAACAGAGGCCCCAAAGCGGAAGCGUGGUGAGAAAGGUGAAGUGGUGGAGACAGUGGAGGAUGUGAUAGUACGCAGGCUGACAGCUGACAGAAUUGAAGAACUGAAGAGGUUCAUCAAAGACACACAGGAGAAGCACAGGAAAUUGAAGAAAGAGGCCGAACUGAUUCAAGCAGGACGUCUAGAUUCCAAAUUAAAAGAGUUAUGGGAAGAAAUUCUGCAGAAGAAGAAAGAGGAGGAGGAGGAAGCAGAGUUGAAAAGAAAAAACACAAAUACUGCUUAUCAGGCCAGACAGGCAGCAAAGAACACACCUAAGCGAGUGCCUGGCAUCACCAUGCAUUCCCCCUCAGGCUGCAGCUCCCCAAGCCAGGAGUUCUCUCCAGGUGACCCACUCGAGUGCUUGACACUGGAUCUUGCACCGACCAAAAAUGCUUCAGGUUCAGCCAGAUUAAUGACGAUUGCUGAGUCUCCUGGACACGGUAAUGAUGACAUCAGCCACGGAUCACUUCUGGAUGACCCUACUCAAAAGAAGCUCCUGGGCCAGAAAGCUACACCCCCGCCAUCUCCACUCCUGUCAGAGUUACUGAAGAAAGGCAGUAUCCUGGCCUCAAAUUCCAGACUGAUUGGGGACGGUGAGCUCAUUGAGCACGGCGCAGGAGCACAUGAUUUGCAGCUGGCUACGCCUAGUCAACCUCUCUCUCAGGCAUCAGGUGCCCCAAUGUUGUCCCGUCUCCUGGAGGCAGGUCCCAGCCAGUUUUCUGCCCCAUUAGGUUUCAUGGUCAAUCCGGACUCAGCAUCCAGUGCUCCUGCCUCUGCUGCCACUCCUGUGCCUAUUGACUCUACUGCCGCAGCCAGUACAGAGGUGGAUGUGAUGGUGCCGUCUUUGCCCCUCGGAUGCCAGCCUGUCUCUGUAGAGGACAAAGUGUCAGAGCUCAGUGAGGAGGACGUGACUGUGUCCUACAUGGGGGAUGAGCUGGACCUGAAGACGGUGGGGGACAUUAUCGCCAUCAUUGAGGACAAGGCAGAUGAGACUGCAGAGGCUUUGGAUGCCGCUGCAGUUGAGGCUGCGCUGUCACUGUGUGAGGAGAACGGCCAUGCUUUAUCUGGUGCCUGGGAUGCUGGGCCUUUCCAGCCCCAUGAGUCUCACCCCGCAGUGCCCACUGGGGUCCCACAGUCCUCGUCUCUUCACAGUAGCCUGGAGGGGAAGACAGAAAUGUUAGAAGUUCAGGGUGGGACUUCACUCUCCUCUCUGUGCAGCAGCCAAGAUAACGGCCUCGCAGCGUUCCCCAUGGGACUAAGGGGCCUUCCUCCCACCUCCUCAUCCUCAUGCAGCUCAAAGAGUUUGGAGCACUGCCACACUGGAGCACCUCCACAGCCUGAGGCAAUGAGAGAGACUGGAGGGUUGGCGCACCAGAAAAGCCAAAUUUCUUUGGAUGUUACUAAAAAAUGUGAGAGUGAGAAGUGGGCACAGCAGAGACCUGAACACCCCCAUGGAGACUCAGUAUUAGAAGAUAGCCCACUGACAGAAAGGCAUCCCAAGGAGAUGAAAGAAGCGGGGGAUGGAAUAAGCAUUAGAGGAGGAGAGAAUGCCUCAGGGACUAAAGCGUACAAUGAGCUCAAUGGGCCAGAAGUGAGUGGAGAAGAAGAGGGUGAUGGGGCGGAGGGAUUCUUGUCAGAGCCAGACGGCGAGACGGAGCUGGAACCCGCGGCCAGCGAGACGGAGCUAGAACCCGCGGCCAGUGAGAGUGAGGACGGAUACAGCCUCCACACGGCCUCCUCGUCUCUGCAGCCUUACACAACUGCAGACUCCAUCCCCAGCAGCCCUGCCUCAUCCCAGUUUUCUAUGUGCAGUGAGGACCUGGAAGCUCUACAGGCUCACAAGAUCUGGAAGAAAGCCAUCAUGCUAGUGUGGCGUGCGGCAGCCAAUCACAGGUAUGCAAAUGUCUUCCUGCAGCCAGUAACAGAUGAAAUUGCACCUGGGUACCACAGUAUCGUGCAGAGGCCAAUGGACCUGGCUGCCAUAAAAAAGAACAUUGAGACUGGUUUGAUACGAACCACGGCCGAGUUCCAGCGGGACAUCAUGCUGAUGUUUCAGAACGCCGUCAUGUACAACAGCCUGGAUCAUGACGUGUACCACAUGGCUCUGGAGAUGCAGCGUGAUGUCCUGGAGCAGAUCCAGCAGUUUCUGGCUACCCAGCUCAUCAUGGAGACAUCAGAGUCUGGUAUCAGCGCCAAGAGCCUGAGGGGCCGUGAGAGCACACGCAAACAGGACUCUACUGACAAGGACACUGUCUCCAUGUCCUCUCCUGCCUUCCUUCUUUCUCUUUUUGACGGAGGCACCAGAGGGCGCCGUUGUGCCAUAGAAGCUGACCUCAAGAUGAAGAAAUGAACAUAGAGCGAAAACGUUACAUAACAGUGUCCCCAAGUUAAAGUGAAAGGUGUGAUACCACAAAACUGAACUUAUUCUCUGUCAGUUGCACAGAUUCUCACUCUGCGUAAAAUGCAGCGUAAUCUUUAUUUGCACUCUAGAUUAAAUGGGUAGACUGUAACAUGGAGAGGCUCAUUUCCCCUGAGACAGCCAUACAGACAUGGAUUACAUACUGUAUAAUCCCAGAUUACAAAGGGGCAUUCAGAAAGACUAGGUCAAAUCUUCCAUAGACGUAGCUGCAGAUCACUUAGAUUUAGCCUGCUCUGAAUUACAUAAGGUUGUGUAAUGAAGAUAAAAGUUACUCCUAGCCUACAAACUGGCUGAAUUUAAGCCUUUAUGGGCAGAUACACUUCAGAUUAGUGUGGCUGAUUUGGAGAAAUAUACCAGGCUGGUGAUAAUAUGUAAAACCAGAGGCCAAAGAGUCUGAUCAAUCUAGAAUAUCUGAAUGAUCAGGGGGGCACACAUACUAAUUUCAAACAGAAACAUUUUCAUUGCUGGUAAAAAAAUAUCAUCAGAGUUUUUGUUUUUUUAGUUUUCUAAUUUUAAAACCGCUCAGAUCAUUUUUAAAUAUGGCUGUAUUUGUGAUGAUUUUAUCUAGGCUACACUUCCUGUGAAACUGUUCCAACAUGUAUAUUCUGAGUCAUUUUCAGUAUUUUUGAGAAAACGUCACGUUAUGAAACUGUUUUGUGGAAUUUAAAAUGUUUAAACAAUAAAACUUAAACAAGAGCCCUCAA
Messenger RNA from Plectropomus leopardus (leopard coralgrouper), 3747 nucleotides. It is a transcript of the gene brd8a, whose product is annotated as bromodomain containing 8a. Gene Ontology annotation, cellular component: NuA4 histone acetyltransferase complex. Gene Ontology annotation, molecular function: protein binding. NCBI's taxonomy places the organism in Eukaryota, Metazoa, Chordata, Actinopteri, Perciformes, Serranidae. The record is from RefSeq and is a predicted model, not a curated record.